UGAGACCCGCUCCAGCAGAGGACCAGCAGCCAGCCCGACGCUGCCGGUUCUUACCUCACACUAAACCUUCCCUUUGACACAGUUUUAGAGUUGUUUAAUAUCUGAGCAAGCACCUGACACGGGUGACUUUUUUCUUCUUUUUUCUCCUCCGGUCUUUCGGGUAAAAUGGAGGUAGAAAAUGAAGCCAGCUGCUCCCUAGGCAGCGCAUCAGGCGGGUCCAGAGAGUACAAGGUGGUAAUGCUGGGAGCAGGGGGAGUUGGUAAAAGCGCAAUGACAAUGCAGUUUAUUAGUCAUCAAUUCCCCGAUUAUCAUGAUCCCACUAUUGAAGACGCUUAUAAGACCCAGGUUAGGAUUGACAAUGAGCCUGCAUAUUUGGACAUUUUGGAUACUGCUGGCCAGGCAGAAUUUACAGCCAUGAGGGAGCAGUACAUGCGAGGUGGAGAGGGCUUCAUCAUCUGUUACUCUGUCACUGACCGCCAAUCAUUCCAAGAGGCUGCUAAGUUUAAAGAGCUCAUUUUCCAGGUCCGCCACACCUAUGAGAUUCCCUUGGUGCUGGUGGGUAACAAAAUCGACCUGGAACAGUUCCGCCAGGUCUCUACAGAAGAAGGCUGGAGUCUUGCCAGAGAAUAUAAUUGUGCUUUUUUUGAGACCUCUGCUGCCCUCAGAUUCUGUAUUGAUGAUGCCUUUCAUGGCUUAGUGAGAGAAAUUCGUAAGAAGGAAUCCGUGUCAUCCUUGAUGGAAAAGAAACUGAAGAGAAAAGACAGUCUGUGGAAGAAGCUAAAAGGCUCACUGAAGAAGAAGAAAGCAAAUAUGACAUGAAGUCUUUGCCUCUGAGUCCCCCACACUCCUAAAUUUUGUCAGUCAGACAAUUCUGGAUGUAGCGUUCUGCUCCAAUAUUCUCUGUCUCUCUCUCUUUUAAAUAUCUUCCUGUAGGUAAAAGUAAGAGCUGCAUAACUGUACCUCUUGAGGUAGUUGUUUUGCUUUGAACAGUAGGAUAGAUUUUGUCAUUCAACCGGAUAUGCUGUUUAGUUUUUACAAUAUAUUACAAAAUAAAAUUGACAUUCCAAUUGCCUCCUUUCCCUUUAAAGAAUCUAGCUUCAUUUGGUAUGCUGUCUGGUUUUAAAGGAAAUAUGCAAAACUGCAACCAGAAUGAUAAAAAGCUCAGGGGAUCUGCCUUUGCCUGAUAACACUGGUAGUUUGCAUUUCAGGAAUCUCUGUAAAUAAUGGGGAAGCUCAGGAAAUAAUUCAGAACAGAAAUCUGCAUCCUACUCUCUCCUCAAGUGUAGAUGCCAUAGUGCCUUUUCUUGAAUGGUCCAGAGAUGAAUGAUAGAGAGAGGAUUAAUAAUAGGACACAGAU
This is a messenger RNA of Fukomys damarensis (Damara mole-rat), 1357 nucleotides long. It is a transcript of the gene Rit2, whose product is annotated as Ras like without CAAX 2. Gene Ontology annotation, cellular component: plasma membrane. Gene Ontology annotation, molecular function: GDP binding; GTPase activity; calmodulin binding. The transcript is spliced from 5 exons. Gene Ontology annotation, biological process: Ras protein signal transduction; positive regulation of neuron projection development. NCBI's taxonomy places the organism in Eukaryota, Metazoa, Chordata, Mammalia, Rodentia, Bathyergidae. The record is from RefSeq and is a predicted model, not a curated record. Bases 166 to 819 code for a protein of 217 amino acids.